AUGCUGUUUUCAAAACUAACAAGCAGCUUCGCUAGCCUACGAUUGGCAUAUCCCCAGAAGAAUCCUCUAUCGCUAUUAUCACAACGCGCAUUUUCCAUCAAUGCACCUCGUCUGGCCACUUUAAACCAGAUAAAAAGAGGCGUUGAGCCCCCAAGACGUAAAAAGAUCGGCGUUUCACCAGAUCUGGAAAAAUGUCCCAUCCGUAAAGGUGUGGUUUUAAGGGUAAUGGUCCUGAAACCAAAGAAACCUAAUUCAGCUCAAAGAAAGGCGUGCAGAGUAAGACUUACAAACGGAAACGUCAUCUCGGCGUAUAUUCCAGGUGAAGGUCACAAUGCCCAAGAGCAUAGUAUUGUUUAUGUUCGUGGUGGACGUUGCCAGGAUUUGCCUGGUGUCAAAUAUCAUCUAGUCCGCGGUGCAGGUGACUUGAGCGGUGUCGUGAACAGAAUUACCUCGAGAUCGAAGUACGGGGUGAAAAAGCCUCAAAAGGAAUAA
Messenger RNA from Lachancea fermentati, 492 nucleotides. The record is from the annotation of a GenBank genome assembly. Lineage: Eukaryota; Fungi; Ascomycota; Saccharomycetes; Saccharomycetales; Saccharomycetaceae.